AGUGUAUGUGUGAAAGGAGAGCAAGAGCACAUCCCAUCGUGAGCAAUGGAACCAGAAAGGCUGAGCGAGGUCUAUAGAGAGUGUAUGAGGAACCAUGCCGCCCUGCUGGGGGCCUACGACUCCGACGGGUGCUGCGAGUACACCUCAGACGCUCUUCACCCCAACGUGAUGUUCUGCGCUGCAUGCGGCUGCCACCGGAACUUUCACCGGAAGGGCCCGAUGAACAACUCUGCCACCACCGGCGGCAUCAACAUCCGAGUGGGGACGGCCGGGGAGAUCCACCGGGCAAGGAGACGACGUCGGAGGACCAAAUUUACGGCGGAGCAGAAGGCUCGCAUGGCGGCCUUUGCUGCCCAGAUAGGCUGGAAAGUCCGGAAGCAAGAUCGGUGCGGCGGCCAAGAUGAGGUGUCGAGGUUCUGCGAGGACAUUGGGAUCACACGCCAGGUCUUCAAGAUCUGGAUCCACAAUCACAAGGGUGGUGCUGCUGCGGCGACGACGUCGGCUGGGAACACCAGUACUGCUGCAGGGGCCGAUUGGGGGAGAGAAGGAGAUGGAGGGAGCAAAGGGGGUGGUGGGGAAGUGGAGGAGGAGAUCGAGGGGAGUGCAUCCAUGGAGGAGGAAAAAUAGGGAGGGAGCGUCCUUGUUCUUUUAAGUUGUCUUUGCUGCAAGCAUCCGUGGUCUAUUCAUCCCUCUUGUCACCUUUUCUCUGUUCUGUUCUUUUCUACUCAUCGUAUUAUUGUAGUGUUCUUCUUCACCUUUCCCAGUUAGAAAGAGAGAGAGCGAGAGAGAGUUGUGCACCUGCAUGCAUUGCAUCUGGUCCAUGCAUCUUAUAAUAUAAAUAAUAUACGGAAGACUAGUUUUAUUUUUAAUGCCGUGGCUUGUGAACUGCUCUUGUUUCAAAGUCUCUUUGAUAACUUGAUGUUCCCUU
Molecule: messenger RNA, 928 nt
Organism: Phoenix dactylifera (date palm)
Lineage: Eukaryota; Viridiplantae; Streptophyta; Magnoliopsida; Arecales; Arecaceae
Product: zinc-finger homeodomain protein 11-like
Biological process (GO): regulation of developmental process; regulation of DNA-templated transcription
Cellular component (GO): nucleus
Molecular function (GO): transcription cis-regulatory region binding; DNA-binding transcription factor activity
Source: RefSeq, a predicted model, not a curated record